Molecule: messenger RNA, 811 nt
Organism: Corythoichthys intestinalis (scribbled pipefish)
Lineage: Eukaryota; Metazoa; Chordata; Actinopteri; Syngnathiformes; Syngnathidae
Exons: 6
Coding region: 123-662 (179 amino acids)
Biological process (GO): positive regulation of apoptotic process; mitochondrial outer membrane permeabilization
Cellular component (GO): mitochondrial outer membrane; nucleus; nuclear envelope
Source: RefSeq, a predicted model, not a curated record
AUUUCGGUAUUUUUAGGCUGCACCGGGCGGGCGCAAAGCUGCCCCAGGGGAAUCACUUGUUACUCGGCAUCUCUCGUAGUCCUCCUCCAGGAAGCCCCCCAGCGUCCCAGGAAGACCAAAGCAUGUCUGGCCAGCAGACACCAGAGGAUGGCCUCUACGGCUCCUGGGUGGAACUGGAGGAGUUGAUCGCAGCCGUCAGCCGCAGGGAGAGUCCGACGGGACCAGAAGACAGCAUCUCUUCUGCUCUGCAGGGGGAGCUGGAGAGAAUCCUGCUCGAGGCGCAGCUGGAGUGCGAGAGAAACCGAGACAGUCCACCGCAGGUUGGGACCCCGCUUUCGACCAGUUCCCCAAGACCCUCUAGUGAUCACGACAGUGACUGUAUCACCAUACAGGAGGAAAAUGACAGAAGAUUGGACACUGACUGGGUGUGGGACUGGUCCAGCAGGCCUGAAAACAUGCCGCCCAAAGAGUUUGUCUUUCAGCACCCAAAGUCUAGUUCGCUCAGCAUCCGUAAGACAGAAGUGAUGAAAAAGAGAGGAAUCUUCUCGUCUGACGUGCUCCUUGUCCUCGUGCCCUCGUUGCUGGCCUCGCAUCUCCUCACGCUGGGUAUCGGAAUCUACAUCGGAAAACGUUUGGCUGCUUCCACCACUAGUACGCUGUGACAUUAGCUCCAGGCUAACCUAGCCCGGCCCCCAGUGAGGUCGCAACUGUAGUACCUCGCCUGUUUGCUUUUAUGUCUCUGCGCGUGUGUUUGUGAAUGUGUGCGUGUGUGUAGCUAUGUGGUUAGCGUCCUCAAGGGACUGGGGGGGGG